This is a messenger RNA of Gaeumannomyces tritici R3-111a-1, 201 nucleotides long. RefSeq lists its product as hypothetical. The record is from RefSeq and is a predicted model, not a curated record. The transcript has a single exon. Bases 1 to 201 code for a protein of 66 amino acids. NCBI's taxonomy places the organism in Eukaryota, Fungi, Ascomycota, Sordariomycetes, Magnaporthales, Magnaporthaceae.
AUGAUGCGCCCGCAGCCAACCAGUGCAUAUCAGGUAAAGGGAAAGCACAGCCCAUCCGUCCCGUCGUCCGGCCAGUCCAGUCGCACGGCACACGGGUCUGCCCCUCCCCUCCUCGGCCUGCUCAUCGUUUCGUCACUCCGUGCCGUUUUGUCGGGUGACGGACGGUUUGACGACAACGGGUCGGAGCCCUACGGCCUGUGA